CGGCAAUAGACGGUCGCGGUCUACUCGUCUCUACACUUCUCUGCCAGUUAGCUAUUGGAAACUAGUGCCGCUUCGUGCUCCACAAAAAUCUACUCCGUGAAAGAGUGUAUAGAGGCCAUAAUGGCAACGUCACAGUCAGGCGGAGGGGAUAGCAAUCCACCGGUGUUGAGUUAUGACUAUCAGUGCGAGAGCUGCAGUCACAAGUGGCAAGAUUUGUCGCAUCAAGAAAUCGGCCUAGUGUGCUCCAAAUGCCAAAGUUCCCGGAUCCGUGUGCCCAGCAAGCGGGGAACCUACAAGUACAAAUGCGAGAAGUGCGAUAUCAAGUGGAAGAAAAAGAACUCAAUGGGUGGGACCUCGUUUUGCCCAAAAUGCAAAAGUGGGAUCCCCACUUAUCCGUACAAAUUCAAGCCAGAUGCGCCAAAGAGAAUGUUUGGAGAGUUUACCUGUUCAGCGUGUGACCGUUCAUGGAAAAGCGGGAAUGCCUGGGAGGGACGCAAGCAGCAGUGCCAGGAUUGCUCGACUUGGAACCUGCCAGUGACCCUCCGGCCGCUAAGACCACCUCUACACUUCCGCGCUAUCCAGAAACCUCAUCCAGAGGACAAGUGUGAGCGAUGCAAGGAGCUUGGGUACAACUGCCGCAGUGCUCCGACUGCAGCUAGCACCGAAGCGGAGGACGAGAGCGUCAUUUCUACCAGUGACAGCAGUGUUGUGAUGCCCUCCAACGACAGAGAGGGAAGCGAUGUAACACCCGUGCCCAGCGAUCACGGCUCUGAUGUCGCGGAUAUUGACGAACUAGUUGAUGAGCUAGAGGAGCUUGAGCUCCAAUAAGCAACUCAUAGGCACACACACACUGUGCCUUUGUUGUGAAUGUUUGCUUUGCUUUUGCUUUGCUUUUGCCUUGCUUUCAACAUCACAUAUAAUUAGUAUAUGGGUGUACCCUACAAUGAGUUGUACACAAUUAUGACAAUGGUACUGGUGCUAAUCUAAUUGCUAUAAACACGUGUGAAAUGCAUUAGCCACAAGCAGAUUCUCUACACACGUGCAUUUUAAGCUAAUGCGUUUCCGGUGAGUU
Molecule: messenger RNA, 1072 nt
Organism: Geodia barretti
Lineage: Eukaryota; Metazoa; Porifera; Demospongiae; Tetractinellida; Geodiidae
Source: the annotation of a GenBank genome assembly